This is a messenger RNA of Tarenaya hassleriana, 905 nucleotides long. Its product is annotated as lipid transfer protein EARLI 1. The transcript has a single exon. NCBI's taxonomy places the organism in Eukaryota, Viridiplantae, Streptophyta, Magnoliopsida, Brassicales, Cleomaceae. Bases 97 to 516 code for a protein of 139 amino acids. The record is from RefSeq and is a predicted model, not a curated record.
CCAACUUCUCCUCAUCCCAAUACACAAAAACCAAUAGAGAAUAUAGUUGUUCUCUUGAGGUCUCUCUCUUCAAAAAAAAAAAAAGUGUAUAAAAAAAUGGCUUCAAAAACCAAAAUCUCCUUAGCCAUUUUCCUCCUCCUCAACCUCCUCUUCUUCACUCUAACCUCAGCUUGCAACACCUGCAGCCCUUGUGGCGGUGGUUGCCCCUCUCCCAAGCCAAAGCCAAGGCCAAACCCUAACCCUAGCCCUGCAGUGGCUAAGUGCCCUAAGGACACCCUGAAACUCGGUGUCUGCGCCAACGUGCUCAACGGUCUCCUCAACUUGCAACUCGGCCAGCCACCGGUCACGCCAUGCUGUAGCCUUAUCCAAGGGCUGGCUGAUGUUGAAGCCGCUGUCUGUCUCUGCACUGCCCUUAAGGCCAACAUCCUCGGAAUCAACUUGAACCUCCCGAUUUCUCUGAGCUUGCUUCUCAACGUUUGUAGCAAGAAGGUUCCUUCUGGUUUCCAGUGCGAAUAAGUUCAUAUAUAUAUAUACAUAUAUGUAUGAAAAUACACACACAGAGUUUACGUUCUAUAUAUAUAUAUAUAUUAUAUAUAUAUAUAUACCUAUGUGUGGGCGUGUGUGGGAAUAAAGGGAUCAAGGUGUUAGAUUCUAUAUGUGAUGUCCUGUUUUUUUUUCUACUUCUGUUCUUGUUUGUUCUCUUUUCAAAUCUUCCAGUUGUGGUGUCUAAAUACGUUUUCGGAGUCUAAUUAUGUGUCUUUGUGACCCUUUUCGAUUCGAAAGUUCAGUUUCUUUACUUUACUUAGAACUCUCAUUGGGGGAUGUUGAUGUUUUGGGGUGUUUAAUAAAUGAUGUAAUAAUACAUUUGGUUUCUUUAUGAUGUCUUAUUUUAGUGGUACUAUAUA